AUGGAGUCACCAUCUGAGGAGAAGAGAAGGAACCAUGUCAUCACUAUAGACCCAGAUGAAACUGUCUUGACUGCCUAUCCAUAUAGACCUCAUAGCGCUCUGCUGGAUUUCCUUAAGGGGGAGCCAAAACUUUUAGGGGCUAUCCAGAUUCUUCUUUCUCUAGUUAUUGUAGUCUUUGGAAUUAUAUUAGCACUUAAUUUCAUCUUUUCAUCCAAAAAAUUUCCUCUCGUGAUCCUCACAGGAUAUCCAUUCUGGGGAGCAGUUAUGAAGCAAGACGUCACAACCAUGAAUAUCCUCAGCUUGUUGACUGCAUUAGCUGGGAUUGCUUUGAUCCUCGUCAGCCUUACAGAGCAGCACAAAUUCUGCCAGGCAGUCUCCCCUGAAGGACCGUGUAUUGUGGGCAGAACAUUUUUCCUUGGAAUUUUGUCAAUCUUAUUAAUCAUCACCAUUGUAGAGCUCAGCAUCUCUGUCACUAUUAUAUUUUUAAGAAUCAGAUGCUGGACUGGUUCAAAAGAGGCUGUGUUCUUCUUUCCUUCAGAAGGUCCUCGAAAUACUGAACAUCCUGCCCCAGAAGAAAACAAUACAUUACAAUUUGAGUUUCAAGAAAAAGCUCCCAGUGACAAUACAGCUUUAAGAAUAAAAGGUGUUUUCUUAGGAAGUUAUGCUUUCUUCAAGUUAAGAGUCUCAAGAAAUCAUUCAGCUCCCAAAACUAUCCCACAGAAAAGUGAUAAAGGUACAUCUUCUAUGCAUGUUCCAGAGCAACAAGAGGCUAUUCCUCUAGUCUUCCCAGAGCAAGAAAUCAAACUGAAUGCUCUAACUCCCCCAUUAACAACACACCCUUCAGAAAAUACUCCUCCUCAGAAAGACUCUAGAACUGAUCAACUGAAUGACGAGGACCUAUCAUCUAUUAUACAUCAAACUUCUGAUAUGCAACCCAAUUUGCUUGGCUAUGAAACUGUAUCAGUCAAAAGUCUUCAAACUCCAUCUUCACAUAAUUUCCUCCAUUUUUCACCUGACAAUUUGUCAUCCCAAUCAUUAAUGGCAUCUCUGUCAACACAAGUCUUACAAUCUAAACAGCCAUCAUUUCAUAUUUCACAGUCUUAUGAUCUGAUAUCUGAAGAUUUUCUUUCUGAAAAUAUACCAUUUCAAGACAAUCAAUCCCAAGACACCCCUUCUCAGUACACCCCACCCCAAGACAUACAAUUUCAAGAUAUACUAGCUCAAGACACUCCAUCUCAAGGGACUCCAUACCAAGAGCUAUCAUACCAAGAUAUACUAACUAAAGAUACAUUACCCCAAGAGUCUCCAUAUCAAAAUAUACUAACAAAAGAAAUACCAUUCCAGGAGACUCCAUUACAAGGGAAUCUAUCCAAAGGGACUCUGUCCCAAGGCACUCCAACCCAAGGUACUCCAUCCCAAGGCACUCCAUCACAGGACACUCCAUCUCAAGGGACUCCAUCCAAAGGGACUCCAUCUCAAGGAACUCCAUCUCAAUUGACUCUAUCCAAAGGGACUCCAUCCCAAGGGACUUCACCCAAGGAGACUCCAUCCCAAGUGACUCCAUCUCAAGGGACUCCAUCUCAAGGGACUCCAUCCCAAGGGACUCCAUCUCAAGGGACUCCACCCCAAGUGACUCCAUCCCAAGGGACUCCACCCAAGGGGACUCCAUCCCAAGGGACUCUAUCUGAAGAGACUCCAUAUCAAGAGACUCCGUCUCAAGGGACUCCACCCCAAGGGACUCCAUCCGAAGGGACUCCACCCAAGGGGACUCCAUCCCAAGGGACUCUAUCUGAAGAGACUCCAUAUCAAGAGACUCCAUCUCAAGGGACUCCACCCCAAGGGACUCCAUCUGAAAGGACUCUAUCCAAAGGGACUCCAUCUCAAGUGACUCCAUUCCAAGGAACUCCAUCCCAAGGGACUCCACCCCAAGAGCUAUCAUUCCAAGAUUUACUAACCAAAGACACAUCAUCUCAAGAAACUCCAUACCAAGAAACUACAUUCCAAGAUACACUAAUUCAAAAUAUACCAUCCCAAGACACCCAAUAUGAAGAGACUCCAUCACAAGAGAUUUUCUUCCAAGAGUCUCCAUUCCAAAAUACUCCAUCCCAGAAUAUACAAUAUCAAGAUAUACUAUCUCAAGACAAACUAUCCCAAAGCUCACAAACCCAAAAUACAGUACCUCAAGACAUGCCAUCCUCAGAUCUUCAAAUAUUAAACACUCAAGUUCAAGUCCAGCAAUAUCCAGAAGUAUUUUAUAGGGACAUUCGAACAGAAGUCAUGGAGCUGACUCAAGAUUGGCAGUCUAAUCAGGGCAAGAAACCCACGAGAAGACUUUCCCUAUCCUUGCCAGGCAAACAUGGGCAAUUCCAGUCCAAGAGAUAUUCUGUGGACCUGCAAGUCAAAAGGGAGAAACCAAGGAGAUAUUCUGAGGACUUACAAAGUAAAACUACAAGACGGAAAUCCAUAGAUCAGCAAAUCAAAGCCUGGAUAACCCCAAAGAAAAAUACCACAGGGAAACAAGAUGCAUAUACCCAAACCACAGAGCAAGCUGAGGAUCAGCAGGCUCAAGAUCAGCAGGGCCCAGUACAACAAUCCCAAAAUGAACAAAUCAAAGUCCAAAAAUCUGUAGAGGAGCUAUUACCAGAAGAACGUCUUAAUGACAGAGAGGAUGAAGAUCAGCAGUCUGAUAAAAAGCAACCUCCAGAAGAGCAAGCUCAAGUUCAACCAGCCGAAGACCAGCACCCCAAAGUACAGAAAGACCCAAAGACCCAGCUCCAAAGUUGGCAGGGAGGACAGCAAGUACUAGUAAAGAGAGUCCCAAUGAAGUUGUGUGAUAACUGGGACUCCCAAAGCUUUCAAGGCACAGAAAGGUCAUGUUCAUUCUGGUCAACUCCAUCCUGGCAGCCUAUUAGCCAGAGAUCCCAAGACUGGAUAAGUCAAGGUUGGAGAAACAAAGAUUGGAAAGCACAAGAAUGGCAGUUUGAAGUGCAACCUUCCCUAGAAUGGGAAUCCCAAGAGCUAUUAGAGAGAGAAUCCUUAAGGCAAAGAGCACUGUACCAACAAAUUCAACCCCACACCACCAUAGUUCAUCAGACCCCAGAUCAUCGAUUGCAAAACUUUAUAUUUCAAGUAGGUCUAUGUCAAGGUAGUAGGCAGCAACAAGACUCUGAAUCUGGUGCUUUAAUAGAAGAUGUGUAUGAAGAUGACGUUCAAUCAAGAGACAGAGAACCAGGAGAUACAGAAGAUACAUGCCAGAAACCAACAGACCAGCGGUCAGAAGACAUGAGGCCAGAUAAUUAUCCUGUUUCUUGUCAGAGCCUGGUUCCAUACACAUAUGUAACCUGUUUAUCCAACAUAGCUUCAGAGCAAGAGGUGCAGAACAAUACACCUUGCUCAGGUUCAUCCAAAGAUCUAAAUGCCACUUCUUCCUCAUCAUAUCAAAGAGAUCAACAGCAAUCUGAAGAUUCAGACUAA
Messenger RNA from Grammomys surdaster, 3474 nucleotides. It is a transcript of the gene Ms4a14, whose product is annotated as membrane spanning 4-domains A14. The record is from RefSeq and is a predicted model, not a curated record. Gene Ontology annotation, cellular component: plasma membrane. Lineage: Eukaryota; Metazoa; Chordata; Mammalia; Rodentia; Muridae. The coding region runs from base 1 to 3474 and encodes 1157 amino acids. Gene Ontology annotation, biological process: cell surface receptor signaling pathway. The transcript has 8 exons.